Molecule: messenger RNA, 1752 nt
Organism: Anthonomus grandis grandis
Lineage: Eukaryota; Metazoa; Arthropoda; Insecta; Coleoptera; Curculionidae
Product: UDP-glycosyltransferase UGT5-like
Exons: 4
Coding region: 66-1616 (516 amino acids)
Molecular function (GO): UDP-glycosyltransferase activity
Source: RefSeq, a predicted model, not a curated record
UUUACAAUUUGUGUAGUCUCGCCUUGCAGUUGUCGGCGAACACAUCACAUUUAAAAAUUAUUAUUAUGAGGCUGCUCAAAGUUAUUUCAGUUUGCUUAUUAUUAGUUUACAAUGUGGAGAGCUAUAAGAUACUGGGAUUGUUUCCGACGGCAGGCAUCAGCCAUCACAUUUUAACAUCCAAGUUGAUGGAGGCGUUAGCCGAGGCGGGCCAUGAAAUAACGAUGGUCAGCGCUUAUCCAACAAAAAAUGUGCCGAAACAUUGGAAGUAUACGGAUAUUGUGUUAGAUGGGCUUGCUGAAAAGUUUGAAGAAUUUAUGAAAGACUCCAACUUCUAUGAGUCGGAUAAAGCUAGCCCAAUAGCAAGAAUAAGAAAUAUGACCAAAAUGAUAAUAGACCUGACUAAUGAUACCAUAACUCAUCCCAAUAUGAUCAAACUGACGAAAUCCAAUAAAAAAUUCGACGCACUAAUUAUGGAACAAUUCAACCAAGAUGGUUUAAAAGCAUACGCUUCAAUUUUUAAUUGUCACCAAAUCCUUUUAAGUAGCGUCGGACCCAACUCAUGGGUAAAUCCUACGGUGGGAAAUCCUCAGCCAAUAAGCUAUGUACCGCAUCUGCUUGCUGGUGAUUUUUCAAAAAAUUUAUCAUUCUGGAAUAGAGCGAGGAAUCUGGCAUUGUAUAUAUUCGAAUACCUGAUGUUGACGUUCUACACACAUCCCUUUCAGGAUGAACUUAUAAAAGGAAUAUGCUCUGAUUGCCCACCCGUAAGCGAGUUGCAUACUAACGCCUCAUUAGUAUUACUUAACUCACAUACGAGUAUUUAUGCGGCAUUACCAAUGGUUCCGAACAUGGUGGAAAUAGGCGGAUAUUUUAUUGAUCCACCAAAGGCAUUACCCAAAGAUUUGCAAAAAUUCAUGGAUAAUGCCACUGAUGGAGUUAUUUACUUUAGCAUGGGCAGCAAUUUAAAGAGUAAGGAUCUACCAGAAGCUACGAAAAAUGGCAUUUUAAAAAUUUUCGGUAAAUUAAAGCAACGGGUGAUUUGGAAGUUUGAGGAAGAUCUACCAAACAAACCUGCAAAUGUUUUGAUACAAAAGUGGUGCCCUCAAGCUGAUAUUUUAGCACAUCCCAACAUGAAACUAUUUAUCACUCAUGGAGGUCUCCUCAGCGCCACAGAGACCAUCUACCAUGGUAUUCCCAUUCUUGCCAUUCCAGUUUUUGCUGAUCAGCCUAGUAAUGCAGCACGUGCGGAAGCUGGAGGCUACGGUCUAAAGUUGCACUAUCGCGAAUUUACUAUAGAAAAGUUCGAAAGUCACUUGAAUGAGUUACUGAACAACCCUAAGUACUAUAAAGUGGCUAAGGAACGCUCCAGAAUAUACCAUGAUAGGCCAAUAAAACCUCGAGAUGCGGCAGUGUAUUGGGUAGAGUACGUUUUGAGGCAUAAUGGAGCCCCGCAUUUAAAAGUAGCAGGGAGAAAUCUGGUCUGGUAUAAAUACUUUAUGGUGGACGUGUUUGCGGCUUUGUUUGUUGGUUUUGGAGGUUUUGUAAUUGUGAUGGCACUUUUGGUGAAGAAAGUUUGCUGCCAGUCCAAGAAAAGUAAUGAAAAACAAAAAACUUCUUAAAAAAGGAAAUUCAUUAAAAGGAGCUAAUUGUAAAUUAGGAAAACCAGACAAUUAAUCAUUUUAUAAAAUGUGUUUUGUAUAUAUUUAUAUGUAUUUCUUCGUAAUAUAAUUAACAGGACAUUGGCCUAUAAGGAAA